AUGCAAAAAAUAGUUAGUUUUUUAAAAAAGAAAAAAGAACCAAAUAGUUGGUCAAAUUUUGAUAGAUCGGAUGAUAAAAGUAAAUCAUUAUCUAAAAAAGGAUCUUUGUAUGCAAAUGGUAAUUAUGAUGGUGGUGGUAGUGGUAGUGGUAGUGGUGGAAGUAGUAGUAAUAGUAGUGGUAGUAGUAGAAAGAUAAAUACAGGUGGUAACAAUAGGAAUGGUGGAGGUAUGGUACAUAGUCCAAGUAAUAGUAGUAUAAGUAGUACAAGUAGUAAUAAUAGUAAUAGUACAACAGCAAGUAGUAGUAGUAAAUUAAAAGGCAAUAAAAAUAGGAAUAGCAGUGGAAAACAAAAGAAUUCCUCAUCACAACACCAACAAUAUGGAAAUACCUAUUAUUUAGACGAUGAAUGUGAUUCUGAUGAUUUCAUUCCAGGUGAGGUUAGAUCAAUUUCCAAAACAAUAGAUUUCAGUAAAUCUGAAAGAAAAUGGUUAACAUCUUUAAAUAUACCACAGGAACUAUUGGAUGGAAAUAUAAAUGUUUUAUUAAAUGUUUUAAACUUUCUUUCAAAAAAAGAAGGUAUCUUAUAUAUACAAACUCCAACAAAUAUAAUUAAUAAUACAGGUAAAAAGAAUUUUCAACAACAACAAUUACAACAAUUACAACAACAACAACAACAACAACAAUUACAACAACAACAGCAUCAACAACAUAAUCAUCAAAUAUAUGGUAAUGGAAAUAAUAAUAAUUUAAAUGUAAAUGUAAAUGUAAAUGGUAAUAAUAAUAAUAGUAAUAAUAAUAAUGGUAAUUAUACUUCAUAUGUAAAUAGUAGAUCAAAUAGUAUAGCAUCAAAUAAUAGUAGUAUAACACCUUCAACAAGUUGUUCAAAUUUAAAUAAUGAUAAUAAUAAUAAUAAUAAUAAUAACUGUACAGAUAAUAAUAGUAAUAAUAAUAAUAAUAAUAAUAAUAAUAAUUCAACAACAACUACAACAACAAUAACAAAUACAAAUGUAAAUAUGAUUGGUGCAUCAAAUAUAAAUAGUAGUAAAUCAAAUUUAAAUAGUUUAUUAUUAAGUGGUGGUAGUAAUGGUAAUGGAGGUGUUGAUAAUUUAUCAUCGACAACUACAUCAUUAUCACAAAACCCACCAAUACAACCAAUGAGAAGAAGUGAUUAUAAUCGUAUUUUUAUUGAACCUGGUAAAUUUUAUAUUUUCCCAGAGAGUGAAAGUUUUGCAUUAGCAAGAUUGGUUGUUGAAGAGGAAGACCCAUCAAAAUUAUUUAGAAUAGGUGAAAAUGCUGAAGUUAAGGGUGCAUUUGGUACCGUUUAUCAGGUUUUUUAUGUUAAUGGACAAUAUAAUAAUGUGGAUGUGGCUUUAAAGAAAAUGGAUCACAAAUCUGAGAAAAAGAGAAGAAAUAAUUUAAAUGAAAUUUCAAUUUUACGUUAUUUAAAACAUCCAAAUAUUGUAACUUAUAUAAAUAGUUAUGAGAAAAAUGAUGAAGAAAUUUGGAUGGUAAUGGAAUAUAUGGACGGAGGAACAAUUAGGGAUGCAAUAUCAAAUUUUACAUUUACUGAAAAAUAUGUAGCUUAUAUUACAAAAGAGAUAUUACAUUCUUUAGAAUACCUUGCUUCUUUAAAUAUAGCACAUAGAGAUUUAAAAAGUUCAAAUAUAAUGAUAAACAGUAAAGCCGAAGUUAAAUUAAUUGAUUUUGGAUUUUCAAUUGAUUUAACACAUUUAAAACAAGAUAUUAAUAUGUGUGGGUCACCAUUUUAUAUGUCACCAGAACAAAUUCAAGAUAAAGCACAUGGAUUAGCUGUUGAUAUUUGGAGUUUAGGUAUUGUGGUAGCGGAAAUGGUUAGAGGUAGAGUACCACAUCAUAAAUCGAAAAUUAAAGCUAUGUUUUUAGCUGGAACAGUAGGUGUUAAAUUUUCAAAAGAGAAAAAGUAUUCUUGUCAUUGGUCUCCUGAAUUAUUUGAUUUCCUAAACGUUUGUUUACAAAUGGAUCCCACUAAAAGACCAACUCCAACCCAAUUAUUACAACAUCCUUUUAUAGCAACUGCAGCAACGAAAGCUGAAACCUUAGAUUUAUUACCUCUUUUAUUCAUGUCGAAGACUUUAUCAAAAUUAUCAAGAGGAAGAGAUAAUCAAUAA
Molecule: messenger RNA, 2148 nt
Organism: Dictyostelium discoideum AX4
Lineage: Eukaryota; Evosea; Eumycetozoa; Dictyosteliales; Dictyosteliaceae
Gene: mkcE
Exons: 3
Coding region: 1-2148 (715 amino acids)
Molecular function (GO): protein kinase activity; protein serine kinase activity; protein serine/threonine kinase activity
Source: RefSeq, a predicted model, not a curated record